CGAGUGCCGAGAUUCCGAGAUCACAACCUUGGUUGGUUGGGAAGAAUUUGGCCUGUCAUCAGUUGUGUUCGGCGUGUCAGACCAGUGUGUCGUGUUGCUGUAAAAUAAUUCAGAUAACUACUCUAAAAGUUGAGAUAUAGAUUAGAUCUAGAUAUCUGGAUCUACUUUAACAGCAGACUUGGAAUAUUUUCUGCAUUUGACAUGGCAUCUGCCCUCAGCAGUCUGGAAACACCGUGUUUUGUCGUGGAUUUGAAAAAGGUUGUAGAAAAUGCCAGUCGUAUGCGAGAAACUUGUAAGAGCUUAAAUCUCCAGCUCAGACCUCACACGAAGACUCACAAAACACUGGAGGUUGCUGAGAUACAAACUAAUGGCUCAAAAAGGUGCAUUGCAGUGUCUACUUUGGCAGAGGCGGAAUAUUUUGCUGACAAUGGUUUUGAUGACAUUCUGCUGGCUUACCCUAUCACAGAGAAUAAAAUUAAAAGAUGCUUGGCUUUAAUGGAAAAGUUACAACUUUUUCAUGUUAUGGUCAGCAAUAAUGCUGGCUUGGACACACUGGAGAAAGAAGUAAUGAGGUUGCCGUCUGGCAAGAAAUGGUCGAUAAUGCUGGAAAUUGACGCAGGUUAUGGCAGAACGGGCUUCAACUGGGAUUCCAAAGAAAUUGAAGAUGCUGCUGUAAGAAUUAAGAAGUCUGAGAAAAUGCAUCUAGAGUCUUUAUACAUUCAUUGUGGGAACUCGUAUAGCAUCUUCAAUAACUCCGAGAAACAUGCAGCCCAAAAAGAUGUUAUAUCAAGAUCUCGCAGUGCUCAGAGCAGGCUGAAAGCUCUGAACAUAGAAUGUCAAGUGGGCACAGGCUCUACACCAACAUGCAGUUUACCUUUGGCUGAAAAUGCUUUCUUUGCUGAAUUCCAUCCUGGGAACUACAUAUUUUAUGAUUAUGAGCAGUACCUGCUUGGUUCUUGUAAGCAAAGCAGCAUUGCAUGCCGUGUGAUGACGCGUGUGAUUGAUCACAAGCCAGACCUAAACAUGAUCUUAGUGGACUGUGGCUUCACAGCCCUCAGCCAUGAUGGAAUGAGACAGAGGCCAGAAGACUUUUGUCUGAUUGAAGGUGACAGCAACUUGCGGCUUGUUGGCAUGAGUCAAGAAAUUGGAAAGAUUGCUGCAAAGGAAGGUGAACUUGAUUGUCGAAACUACCCAAUUGGAACGAUUCUGUUCAUAAUCCCAUUUCAUGGUUGUGCUACUGCUGCUCUUCAUCCUACAUUUUAUGUUCAUUCUGGGACAGAAGUCCAGACAACUUGGACACCAGUUAAAGGCUGGUAAAAUAGUGGCAGGAACACUGUGCAGCGAGCAUAUCUUCUCUUAACUUGUUUGUGUUUAUGAGAAAAUGCAUAAUUUUUUAAAAGCAAGUGAUGCCUAAGUCAUGUAAAUUCCAUUAUUCAAGAAAUUCUUUAAUGUUGGAUUGUAAACCAAAGAUAAUUUUUAAUUUUAAACUUUAAAAAAUUAAAGUGUUAAUGUUCCACACCUUAUAAUGCUGAUAAACAGAGCUUUCGAUAUUCCCAAUCUAUUUUGCCACUGGAGGUGUAUGUUUGGUUACUAUAAGACUAACCAUAUUGCAUGAAUAUUAUUAUUAUGUAUGUUGAAAAAGACUGAUGUGAAUUAUUUUAUAAGUAUAUUUCUCGUGUUUAAAAGUAUUUUCUUUUCUUGUAUACAUAUUUCUGUGAUACUCUUCACGGUUUGAAUUUACUUUUUGAAAAGCUGUUACAGUUUUGAUAAUUCUGUGGUCUACUUUUUACAUUCUGUCAGGCACUGGCAUUCCAGUGCCCAACUGGUCCCUGUGUUUUGAAACCAUAUUGCUUCUAUUCAGAAUAAGUUUUGAAGCUGAAGGAGAAUUAGCGUUGAAAGUUGUUUUUUUUGAGUGGACUAAACUUGGCCAAGAACCAACUUUUUCAUUUGUAAUCUGAUCAAAUUAAAAAAAUGUUGACCUUUAUAUCGGCUAAGACUAACACUUGCAAGUAGUGUCAAACGUGAGGCCUGUGGGUGGUAUACAGCCCAAUUAUAUCUGGCACACGAGUGUGAGAAUUUUAGGUGGUCCAUUUUGAGAAUCUUAUUAACAGAGAACCUUACAACAAAAAUAAACAAACUUGUUGCCAAGAAAAGGUGCUAAACAUCCAGCUCUGAAAUAUUGGCAUGCCUUGAUUUUUAUAUCAAUUUUUGUUUAUUUUAAUAGAAAUCAUUGUUUAAAAAAGGAUUAGUUUUCCAUUCGUCAUUGAAGAAUGGUUAAUCCAGUUCAGCCACAACCUUAAGUAUUACUUGAUUUUGGCCCCCCUGAGCGGUUGAAAUUGAUACCUGUGUUAAAUACAUGUUGGUGGCUAUCACAAAUCUUGUGCAAUUCAGUAUAUGAUCAGUGUUCUGUGGGUAAUAAUAAUAAUAAUAAACGACAUUUAUAAUAUAGCACUCUACCCCGAUUAAAGUGCACAGGCUCUGAGUGCCUUACAAUACAAUACAACAGUAACAUAAAAUGUUGUGUUCUGAUCAAAAGCAAAUCUAUCCAAAUAUUCAUCUUAUUAUGCGGGUACAAUUUGAGCAGCCAAUCAAACUCCUCACUGAUGAGGAUUUGCUCAUUUUCCUCAUGUAACGAACCUUAUCUAUUCCUGGAAACCAUCUAUGGCAACUGCAUCAUGAACCAUCAUUCGCUUAGCCCAUUGUUUGGUCGGAGUGUGGAACGCCGAUUGAGAUACAAAAGCGUCAGUCAUUUUUCCAAUGCCUACUGAUCAAUGUUAUAUUACAAAGAUAAGCUACCGUAGUUUUAACACAUAUCUACGGAAAGAAUUGCACGCUGAUCUGUGGAAUCACACAUUGCUGUAUGCUAGGCGCUGCACAGCAACACAGCUUGUUUGGCAAACAAUACGUCAUAGUGACACAGGUGUUCAGCGUAUUUUCCAGUAAUUUUCCUGCAUUUUUAAAGUAUGGCAUAAAAAAAAUGAAAAUGCCUUUCAUUUGCAACCAAACUACAUGCAGCCUACUUUUGGUUCAGGCAGUCGAAAAAGGGCAAAAAAGCAGGCAUUUAAGUUUAAGGGUAGCCUAUCACUUGUUACUUCCCUUUAUACAUUACUUACUUGCUCGAUCUUGUAAUAAUCUGCACAAAAACCCCAUGUUUGCUAUUGUAACAAACACUGGGAUUCAACGAAAUUGAAGGUCAGGCCCGAUGACUUCGUUGAAUCCGAGUUCCACUUCAUAUGUUGUUUGUUCUUCAGAAUCGGUAUGCCUUGCACAAUCUUUCCUGUGAGAAGUCAGGAAUAGCAAGCAAUGUAAACACUUGCAAACCAAAGAUAUUUUAUAUUUAUAUAUUAUAUACAGGUAUUUUUAUUUUCUCAGGCUGCAUUUACAGUACAGUGCCUUGACUGAUGUGUACUGUUUAUUCAUGAGCCAAAUAAUGUACAGUCAAACCUCGUUAUACCACCAGCCUGGCUUACCACCAGGUUUUGCCAGUGCAUGAAAAGGAAUGCCUGGAUCGUAUUUGCGAAUUUACACCACUAUUUAUCAUCGGGAUGGAAAUCGGAAAUCCGUGAUUUUGAUUUGCGCCGUCAUUUUCCGUAAGUGGGAAUCAAACACAUCAUCCUUUCUCUGCCUGAUGCUUGUCUAUCUACUUUCAAUGGUGAGUUAUUCUAUAUGCACUAGUCUACAAUUGAAUAAGUGUAUUUUUCCAAAUCUGUAGGCUUAUAGCCCGCGAAAAGUUAAGUAAAUUUUGGACUGAUCAGUCUUCAUCCCUGUCAUCAACUACCGGAGUUGUACAGUCAUUCAACUAUUGUAAAUUUGUCCCCCGCUCCUAUACUGCCAGCAAAUCAAUGUCUAUAAACUGCGCUUGUCACCCAAUCAGUAGCUAGCUGGUGGAUAAUUUUUCCCCACAUACUUCUCUCUGCCAGUUUGGCCCAUUUCCAGUGUAUGGUCGAUAAUUAAACAAAAGUUGGAAUAAAAUUGUAAAAUCGCUCGGUGAAACUUCAACGGAACUGCAUUACCUCAGCCUGCCACUAAAACUAAAAUAUCUGGUGGUGCCAGAUAUCAAGCCAGAUGAUCAAGAGGCUGGCAGUUGCCCAUGAAGCUUUUGUAUUGUGAGGACUCGCGCUCAAGUCUAAGGACUGAUGAGUGUCGGGUAAAGAAGAUCUGUACAUCUACAGGGUCCUUGAAACACAUAUAUAUAUAUGAAAUACUAAUAGUAAUAGCCUAGCUUCUCAUCUGGCGGGGAUUUUUAGUUUGAAUUUACGUAGUUAAGAUCAUCUGAAGCUGUACAUGUAAUUGGUUGCUACUCGUUUUCCCCUGCGCAUGGCAAUCAGGCAAGAGAGAUCUAGAUGAGCCAAGACUGGCUACAGCUUGCCUCUAGUCUCUAUAAAUACCAGUCUAUCACCAGCCAAGAUGGCAACUGGUGCUAUUCCGUUCUAUCGCCAGCGCCACUAAAUUGCCAACUUUAUGCUCAUUCCAAGGUAGGUGGUAUAGCGAGGUUUGACUGUACUUGUGAUUUAUAGUUCUUAAGAAUCAGUGAGUGGCUAUUUAUCAUCUUUGACAAAUGACCAAAGUGUGAAGAUUUCUGAGAAAGUCCAUUGGAUCUUGCUGGCCUUGAUUUAUUGAGGGUGUAGGACCAAAAAGGGAGAAAAAAAUGAGACUAGAGUACACAAAUGAAUUUUUUGCAUUUGAAAAAAAUUCGUAGGCAUCCUGCCAAAGAUUAUUCCAGCACACCUUUAAAGACUUCUAAUUAGUCAUAAUUAUGUCGUUAAGUUUGAAAUUGUUACAAUUUUUGAGGCUGCGCAUCUUUACCUUAUACUGUAGGGGCUCUGCAGCACACCUGCAUAACUCCUUCCUUGUCAUGCCAUGAGCUGCUCUUUUCAUUGUACAUUUUUACAAGGUAACUGGUGAAUUUGAUAAUAUAAGUAUCCUCGCAGAGCAUAUAUACAGUAUAUGUUAUUAUUGUCAAUAAACAACAAAGCCAUAAUAGUCACAACUCUGUUACAGACUAUACUUUGAACCAUUUUCAAAAAUGUAAAUUUAACAAAUAAUAAUUAUGUAUUUUUUCACUGGAGUUUAGCGUUCAAAUAAAAAGUGUCAUUGCUGUAAUCAUAGUUUUUGUUUUUUCUUCAUGUUUGUUAUAGAUUUAAACUGUUUCCGUGCUAUGAAAAUGCAGUU
Aplysia californica (California sea hare) is the source of this 5172-nucleotide messenger RNA. Its product is annotated as D-threo-3-hydroxyaspartate dehydratase. Lineage: Eukaryota; Metazoa; Mollusca; Gastropoda; Aplysiida; Aplysiidae. The coding region runs from base 202 to 1317 and encodes 371 amino acids. Gene Ontology annotation, biological process: D-serine catabolic process. The transcript has 8 exons. Gene Ontology annotation, molecular function: D-serine ammonia-lyase activity. The record is from RefSeq and is a predicted model, not a curated record.